Messenger RNA from Mizuhopecten yessoensis (Yesso scallop), 1355 nucleotides. RefSeq names its product baculoviral IAP repeat-containing protein 7-B-like. Gene Ontology annotation, molecular function: ubiquitin protein ligase activity; cysteine-type endopeptidase inhibitor activity involved in apoptotic process. Gene Ontology annotation, cellular component: cytoplasm; nucleus. The transcript is spliced from 3 exons. The record is from RefSeq and is a predicted model, not a curated record. NCBI's taxonomy places the organism in Eukaryota, Metazoa, Mollusca, Bivalvia, Pectinida, Pectinidae. Gene Ontology annotation, biological process: negative regulation of apoptotic process; positive regulation of protein ubiquitination; regulation of cell cycle. Bases 35 to 868 code for a protein of 277 amino acids.
UAAAUGUUGUGUAUAUAUACAGAGACGUCGGUAUAUGCAAGUAUAUCAAAACAAAAUACACACUACAACAGCAGACUGGUACGCACGGAGAAUAUCGAAAACUAGGCAAGGAUCGUUAUUUGCAAGUUACAAGCGACUAAUGGACAUUGCCCCUCCACCGCCAUUAGAACCAUACCGGCAUUUCAGGGACCCAGAAUUACGAAAAAGAAGUUUUGGAAAGUGGCAGGAAUAUACCGAGUCAUUUAUAAAGGAACUUGUUGACGAUGGCUUCUUUAGUAUAGAUGAAGAGAAACGGAAAGUGCAGUGUGUUAACUGUGGUGGAGUUCUUUGUGGCGUUGAAGAAGGACAAAAUAUCCACAUCACACACUAUCGUCAUUUUCCUAAAUGUGACAGGUUUAAGUACAGAGAACCUGACUUUUUAAGUCUGUUCAAAAAUCCUCUGGUCAUCAGUGACGCGACAGUGGCGGACGGUGUGUUAGGAACCAUUGAUGUGGCGCCGUAUAUCACAGGGAACCUCGGAGUAAGCGAGGGGUGCUAUUUAGAUGGUAGGAUGGAGGACACGUCACAUCCUGUUUACGUGCUAGGGGACACGAAAUACCCGAAACACAUCUAUUAUUCCAUUUACAUAGACAGAUUGAGAACUUUCAGUAAUUGGCCAGCUCAUUUUAAACAGACACCGGAUGACCUUGCUAGAGCUGGUUUCUUUUAUGCAGGUGUUGAUGACUUGUGUGAAUGUUACUGCUGUGGUGGUCAGCUGGAUGGCUGGGAAGAUGAUGAUGACCCUCAGCAAGAACAUAACAGGUGGUUUUCUGACACAUGUCCAUUAUACCAAGCAAGACAGAGGCGACCAUCAGCUCAGGUCGGGUGACAAAUGAAACCAAUGUGGUGCGAAGUAACUAUAUCGUAGACUUCAGUUCCUUGUCGCUAAGGUUAUGGAGGCACUGUCACACUCCGAGGGAAAACAAGGGUCGGUAAAUUGCAGACAGUUUGCCAUUUGAGAUGUAGCUCUUGUAGUGUCAAAUUCAAAUAUGAAAGACACUGCCUUGAUAUAUAUCAAUAUAUCUUGUUGAGUGUACUGCUGCCUAACCAAGUGAGAUGACGUUAUGAUAAAACGGGAGAGACUGUAAGGCUACCGUUGUGUCGGUAUCCACUUCAGGUGGGCGAAAAUGUGCAUGUUUCGGUGGGAUUCAUAAUGUCCAUGUAUAAAGCAUUUUAAACGAAAAAUGAAUGAAUUGACAAAUGAAUGUAUAAACGGAUUGAAGAUAGAUCACAGAUUAUUUGAAGCAGUGGAAUAUGCAGUAUUAUAUGGUUACGUUAUGUGGCUUGUACAAACAAUAAAUGCCCUCUUAAACUCG